Molecule: messenger RNA, 3373 nt
Organism: Chaetomium strumarium
Lineage: Eukaryota; Fungi; Ascomycota; Sordariomycetes; Sordariales; Chaetomiaceae
Product: ribonucleases P/MRP protein subunit POP1-domain-containing protein
Exons: 1
Coding region: 458-3268 (936 amino acids)
Biological process (GO): tRNA 5'-leader removal
Cellular component (GO): nucleolar ribonuclease P complex; ribonuclease MRP complex
Source: RefSeq, a predicted model, not a curated record
GAUGUCUCCUGAACGCAACACCAACCGGACUACAAUCCGCCGACGGCCCGACGCAGGCAGGGCCUCCCGGGAAAUGGAAAGGCGUGGCGCGUGCGUUUUGUUACUGUAUGUACAAUACGUUACAUACUAGUACUGUGUAUAGUACCGCCAAAUGCUUGCGCAGGCAGGUUUUUGAAGCAUCUGUGGAAAGACGGGUCUGUCGCAAGUCUUUACGCAGCUUAUGGGGAUACUUGGUUAAACUUUGAUAUCAUCUAUGUUGAUUUAUCGGUUCAUCUGCUGUUCUGAGGCUGAAGAUUUCGUUGCGACUGGAGUGACGCUUUGAACCGAGUGCACCGCCAAGACCGACGACCUCGAUAAGAUAGGAGCUCCAAAAAUCAAUUGAUGCAACCACACUGAGGUCUGCGAUCUUCCGAGGCUUUAUCUUGUUGCGCUGUCUUCUGACUCCCAUGUCUGCCACAUGGACGGAAAACGAGCUCUGCCCCCCGGAAAGGGGACGGGGGCGGGAGAACGAAAGGAGCCCCCAGCGGUGACAAAGGAAAACAAACCUCGACCGCAAGAUGGACGGGCCACGACCACGACGAAUUCGCGUUCUGCGAAGCGCGUCAAGUUCCACGAUGCCCGCAACAUCCGCACCCAGCCGUCCGAUGCUGCUCUCGAGGACGGCAAACUUGACUUGCAGAAGUUUCUCAGCACCCGCGAGUUCGAGAUCAAGGCGCUGGAGAGCAGCAUGCGCAAGUGCAAGGCUGCAAACGCAACCCGCGUGUUCCAAUCAGUGCCCCGCGCUAUGCGGAGGAGGACAGCAAGCCACAAUGCCAAGAGGGUCCCAAAGCGACUGCGUGAGCGCGCAAAGAGGGAGAUGCUCGAGGAUAAUACCCCGACCGUCGAGGCUAGAAAGCGCCGUCCUCGCACCACGCGCGCCCGCAUCCGCGCCGAGACGGCGAAGAGGCUGGGCAUUCUGGCGGUGAGGAAGAAGAAGAAGCAGUUGGAGAAGCGUGCCGCCAAGGGCGGCCCUCCACCAGAAGGAGGUGCGAAGCCAAUGGUGCACACAAGGCAAGCCAGGCCAAAGAUUCGACGCGACAUGUUGAACGAGCCGCCAAGGGCCGAGUCCAAGUUCAGAAAGAGACAGAUCAACAAAACGUGGCUGCCAACGCACCUCUGGCAUGCGAAGCGGGCCAAGAUGACGGAGCCCAGCAAGCCGCUCUGGAGAUUCGCUAUCCCACUCACGCCUACUGAGAAAUGCUACCGACCAACCCAUCGUGCCUCUGGACAGAAGGGCGUCGUGGUCUGGGACAUGAGCUACAUGAGCACCAUCGGCCUGUAUGGGACCGCUGAAGGUGUCGAGCGAGUCUUGAGAGCCCUAGGCCUGACCCAGGAGGGCUUAUGGGGUGCGCGCGGCCAGAAGUGGAGGGCUGGUGUCCGGAGAUGGACUGGGAUGCUGAGCAAGCAGGUCACGGACUUUAGACGCGAUAUCGGGCCUGCGACGAUCGUUUGGAAUCCUCAACCACCGGCUCCAAGUGACGGGGCUACCAACUCGAGUCUUCCAAAGAAGCUGCAGAGACAGUUGUUCAUCCGCACCCACCCCUCCUGCUUCCUUGAGUUGUUCCAAGAGCUGCUCAAGCUCGUCCGGAUGCAGACGCCCCGCCUCCAUAUUGAAGAUCUCCGUUUCGAGAUCGGUAGUAUUGAGCUUACUGGUCCUGGUUCUACGGAAACUCUGCUGAGCGUCCUUCAACCAUACUACGACGGGGCAGAUAGUACCGAGUGUCACGCUCAGAUUUUCAAGGCUCUCGCAGGCGUCGCAAAUCCCGCAACUCUCCCCAAAGACGCCCUCCUUGCGUUCUCAGUGAAAGACCCUCGGUUGUCUUAUCCCCCGAGAAAGCUCGACAUCUCAAGUGGAGCGGCGAGUGCGCUCAUCGAUACGGUCACAAAAUGGCCCGUCGAGGAAGGGCUGAGACCUUUCGACAUCUUCAGCCGAGAGAGCCGACUCCGGGCCUCAAGAUUGCCGUCUCAGAAAGCCGUAAAUCGCCGAAAAGGCGCCAACGCGCCUGGAGAACCGCUGAAACUCACGGCUGCCGAUCCGCCGAUCCCGGUUAUGUUGCUCGCCUCGAGGCCGUCGACUGACGGGCAUGCCCAGGGCACCUGGACAUUGUUGGCACCUUGGAAGUGCAUUAUGCCAUUCUGGUAUACUCUUAUGCAUGUACCCCUUUCCACUGGCGGCAAUCCGCGCCUUGGAGGGUUGGACGAGCAGAGACAGAUUGCCUUCGAGCAGGGAGCUCCGUGGUUCCCUGGCGACUUCCCGGCCACCGAUGCCGGUCUGGCCUGGGAACUAGAGCAGCGGGCCAAGAGGAAAGCGGAUUGGGAUCGUCGCCCUAAAGGCAAGAGGGUUGAAUGGAAAUCCCUCGACCUGGGUGCUGGGCGAAAAGGCGAAGUCGGUGAUGGCCUGGCGUGCGAUUUUGAGCACCUCUUUGCCCUGUCCGCAGACGGGUCCGCGGACCUUCAGGCGACCGACUCGUCAAUUCCGGAUGGGGCCGAGACGAUGGACAUCGAUCCUCCAGGGCGGCCGGCAGGACCCGAGACCAUAAAGGGGUCCGAAUCUUGUGCGAGGGGGUUAGGGAUGAUCCGGCGGUUGCCAAAAGCGUCAUUUACCUCGUUCCUCGGAUCGGCGGAUUCAGGCAAGGCGCCGGAGAACUCUAUCGUUACGGUGAGCUUGACUUUCACGACAAGAGGCGUCGCGGGCCCCUGCGCCAGGAUCUACCGGCUGCCCCUUCGGAAGUCAAGGACGGUGGAGCCUUCUACGGACGCCGAAGUGCUUGCUACAGACCCUAUCUCAGCAGAGCCAGGGUCGCUACCUGCAAACCUUCGAGAUCAGUGGCUUCGGAAGCUCCCCAGUGCCAGGAACAAAGCUCAGGGCAGCAUCGCAACCCGAUUGGCUGCCGCGCCACAGAUGGCCCCCGGCGUCGACAUGGAGACGCGCAAAAAGCUGCUGGCGCAAUCUCUUGUUGCGACGGAGCUCCCCUAUCCUAGGCCGCCUAGCAACCAGAUGGACAUCGGCGGGCAUCACCCUCUAUGCCCCGACGAGGAGGAUCUGCUCGGAUUCGUCACAACGGGUGCGUUCAGCCUGAGCGAAGGCAAAGGCACGGCGAUUGGUUCUAUCUCGGCGCAGAAGGCCCUCGAGACGCUGCGGGAGGCUGGGGCUAGGGAAGGCAAGCUCUGUGUUGUGAGGAAUGCGGGCGAGAGUGUGGGCUGGCUGGCGAGAUGGGAACUUGUUUGAUAGGCAGGUACGGUUCUUGGGAGAUUCACUGUACGUUGUUGCUUCUUUUCGGAGCGCAACUAUCAGAACGGUCUUAGCGGCGACAUUGCCGGGCUUGUCGGGCUG